GAUUCCUCCUCUGUUCCUGCAAAAAAAAAAAAAGGCACCAAAUUGCGUGUUUUGCUGUGGAUCAGAGCAGAGGAGGAGGAGGAGGAGGAAAUGGCUGCCGUCCUAACAGCCGCCUGCUCUUCGCCUUGCCUGUCCCGGCCACCGGCGAGCAGGCGGCGCUUCACGGUGACGGCCAUGGCGCCGCAGAAGAAGGUGAACAGGUACGACGAGAACUGGUCGAAGCAGUGGUUCGGGGCGGGGAUCUUCGCGGAGGGGAGCGAGGAGGUGGACGUGGACGUGUUCAGGAAGCUGGAGAAGCGGAAGGUGCUGAGCACGGUGGAGAAGGCCGGGCUGCUGUCCAAGGCGGAGGGCCUGGGCCUCACGCUCUCCUCGCUCGAGGAGCUGGGGCUCCUCUCCAAGGCCGAGGACCUCGGCCUCCUCAGCCUCGUCGAGACCGCCGCGGGGGCCUCCCCCUCCGCCCUCGCCUCCGUCUCGCUCCCGCUCCUCGUCGCCGCCGUCGCCGCCGUCGUCGUCGUGCCCGACGACUCCGCCGCGCUCGUCGCGCUCCAGGCCGUCUUCGCCGCGCUCCUCCUCGCCGCCGCCGCGGGGCUCUUCGUCGGCUCCGUCGUCCUCGCCGGCCUGCAGGAGUCGGACUGAACAGUAGCCAGUGCGCUCCCUUGUUGCAGAGUUUCGUCAACUAGGACAUACAUGUACGUAUUAAUUUACGUAUUUUAUACGGUGCUUAGCAUACUACAUCCUAUUAUAAUAAGAUGUUUUAGCUUUACUUGAUUUAUCCAUAAAUCAUAAAUACUC
Molecule: messenger RNA, 792 nt
Organism: Oryza brachyantha (malo sina)
Lineage: Eukaryota; Viridiplantae; Streptophyta; Magnoliopsida; Poales; Poaceae
Exons: 2
Coding region: 91-636 (181 amino acids)
Source: RefSeq, a predicted model, not a curated record